Nipponia nippon (crested ibis) is the source of this 654-nucleotide messenger RNA. The record is from RefSeq and is a predicted model, not a curated record. NCBI's taxonomy places the organism in Eukaryota, Metazoa, Chordata, Aves, Pelecaniformes, Threskiornithidae.
AUGGAGGGCUCCCACCGUGGCUGCCUCCUCCUGCUCCUCCUCUGCCUGCUGCCGCCACCGGGCACCGUGGGCCCACUGCCACCACCGGAGGAACCCCAGGAGCCACCGCCGCUGCCAUCCAGCACCGCUGACCCUGCCACCCACCUGCUGCGCGGCCGCCCCUCGGCCCCCGUGCGGCCCUACAGCCUCUCGCUCUCCCCCGAGGACUACCGCUACUCUCCCAAGCCCCGGCACCUGCGGCCUGGGCGGCUGCGCCGGCUGCUGGGCUCAGCCUUUGACCCCUUCUGGAUGGCGGCCGAGGAGCCCCGUGGCCGCAACGGCAGCGUCCCCGAGGAGAACCUGGAGUCCCUGAGCCGGGACCUGGCGGAGGGGGCCGGGCGCUACCGCCGCCCGCCGGCCGCCUGCCGACUCACCUCCACCUGGGUCGAUCUGGGACCCGUCUUCUGGCCCCGCUGGGUGCGCCACACCGCCUGCGAGACCAGCACCCCUGGCUGCUCCUGGCCCCCUGGCAUGACCUGCCGCCCCGCGCAGCUCACCCACAUCAAGCUGCUGGCCUGGCACUGCUGGGCGCCCCAGAGCCCCGGACCCCCGCAGUGUGCCUGGCGGCAGAUCCCCUACCCCGUCGUGGCUGCCUGCAAGUGCUCCUGCCGCUGA